Tympanuchus pallidicinctus (lesser prairie-chicken) is the source of this 6603-nucleotide messenger RNA. RefSeq names its product FEZ family zinc finger 2 (gene FEZF2). The transcript is spliced from 5 exons. Lineage: Eukaryota; Metazoa; Chordata; Aves; Galliformes; Phasianidae. The record is from RefSeq and is a predicted model, not a curated record. Gene Ontology annotation, biological process: regulation of transcription by RNA polymerase II. Gene Ontology annotation, molecular function: RNA polymerase II cis-regulatory region sequence-specific DNA binding; DNA-binding transcription factor activity, RNA polymerase II-specific. Bases 322 to 1647 code for a protein of 441 amino acids.
UAAACUGGAAGGAAAUCGUGCGUGGAGGAGGGGGGGGGGCUUCUCUUCCUCUCUCUGCCCCAACCCACCGCGCUCCAGCCCGGCGCCUGGGCUCGGGGAAGAUCCAUGGUGGCAUCCCCAUGUCAUCCUGCUCCAAGUGACUUCAUGUGAUGUCAGCUUUAAAUGUACGAGGCGGUGAGCUGACGCUCGGGAAGAUGUUUGCUAUCAAAAUGUGACUGCGGCCGCACCGAGCUGCUUGGAUGCGUCUCGCCGGAGCCGGGCUAAGAGCCGAGCGCAGGAGCGAGCGGCCGCUCAGCCCAAGUUCCCGCACGGCGCAAAGCCAUGGCGAGCUCGGGGUCGCUGGAGACGGUCAUGCCUUCCCCCUGCCCCCGGCACGACGGCCGGGCCGCCGCCGCUAACCCGUCUAAGAGCCUGGCCUUCUCCAUCGAGCGCAUCAUGGCAAAGACGUCGGAGCCCAAAGCAGCCUUCGAGCAGAGGCACGGCGGCCCGGGGCCGGAGCCGGAGCCGGGCAAGAAGUCGCUCAGCCUGUGCUCGCCGCUGCCCUGCGUGAUCCCUAUCCCUCCGCUGGGCUACGAGGUGCCCUCCAAGACUCUCCUCAACUACUCGGAGCUGUGGAAGAGCGGCCUGCGGGGCGCCGGGGGGCUCUGCAAAGCCAACUGCGGCGUCUGCUGCAAGGCAGAGCUCGCCCUGGGUCAGCCCAGCGGGCGGCUCAUCAAGCCGCAGGUCAUCCACCAAGCGGGGGCCGUGCCGGCAGCCCCCCGCUCCCUCUAUUACUUCAACUACCUGGAUGCCGCCUACCACCCGGCCGACCUGCUGCACGGACAGCUCUUCCCCGCCGGCCUGCUGGGCCCCCCGCCGCCGGGGGGGCUCUCGGCUCACCAGAAGCUUUUCCUGCUGGAGAACGCCAAGCUGGCGGGGUUGGCGGCCGAGAAGCUGCCCCCGCCGCCGCCCUUCGCGCACAAGGAGCGGCUGCCGGGCCACCUGGACCAGGUGAUGAAGGAGGCGGCGGCGGCGGAACGCGGCGGCCCCCCCAAGGGCCACGCCAAGCUGGGGGGGGGCGGCGGCGGAACGGCGGAGGGCAAACCCAAGAACUUCACCUGCGAGGUGUGCGGCAAGGUGUUCAACGCGCACUACAACCUCACCCGGCACAUGCCGGUGCACACGGGGGCUCGGCCGUUCGUGUGCAAGGUCUGCGGGAAGGGCUUCCGCCAAGCCAGCACCCUGUGCCGGCACAAAAUCAUCCACACGCAGGAGAAGCCCCACAAGUGCAACCAGUGUGGGAAGGCGUUCAACAGGAGCUCCACGCUCAACACCCACAUCCGCAUCCACGCCGGCUACAAACCCUUCGUCUGCGAGUUCUGCGGCAAGGGCUUCCACCAGAAAGGCAACUACAAGAACCACAAGCUGACCCACAGCGGAGAGAAGCAGUACAAGUGCACCAUUUGCAACAAAGCCUUCCACCAGAUCUAUAACUUGACUUUCCACAUGCACACCCACAACGACAAGAAGCCCUUCACGUGCGUCACUUGCGGCAAAGGAUUUUGCAGAAACUUUGAUUUAAAGAAGCACGUCCGAAAGUUGCACGACAGCGUCUCCAGUGCUCCUCCGCCUCCACCCCGGGAUCCAACGCGCAGCGGGCAGAGCUAAGGGCCGGCACAGCUCCCGGACCGCCGCUACCCAUCCCAACUGCAGCCUUCGCUUCUCUGUCUUUUCCCCAGCGAGCUCAGCCGCCGGUAGCAAGCGACCUCGAGCUGCAGCUGUAUAUAAGAGGAAUCCUAUUUAACGGCGCUGCGGGCCAAGAGGGGCCGGGCCGGCUGCCUCCCCCCCGCCAGGACAGCGCUCUUUAUACGUGUCUGUAAAUCUCCAUUUUAAAUGUACGCUCGAAUAAGUGAGGAAUAUAUAUAUUAUAUAUAUAUAUAUAUAAUCUAUCAUGGGACAAUAAACCGGCCCUUCGUAGGUGUUUCAUUUCCCAUUCCGGCCCAGAGCCCGGCCCCGUGGGGGAUGCCGUGUGCGGAGCCCGGAGGAGCGCGAGUGAGGGCCGCAGAGGGCCGGGCGGAGCCGCCCCCAGGAGAGGGGCUCGGUGGGCGCCCGCAGCUUCCCGGGGCCGCUCUCGUUCGGAGCUGUUCGGCCGCUCCUCGGUGCCUCUCCCCGCAUGCAGAUGAAGUGAUCUCACGCUCGCUUUCCGAGUAAUGACCCAAAUUAAGAGAGAAAACACAGACCCUUCAAACCGCAUUACAUUAAUCUAAUCACUCCCAGCAGGCCUCAGAAACUCUUUUUGAUCAGAAUACGGAUAAUCAAGCACUUGGAUUACACUAAAUAUUCCCUUCUCAGCUCCCCCCUUUCCCUACUUUUAAUAUGCGAGUGUCUAUUCCGGCCACGUCGUUAGGAACAAUAUUAUUCUAGUGGAGAAACGAGGCUGAUCUCUGCGUGCUGCUCGGGCCGGGCUCGCCAAUGAAGCGGGGAACGAGCGCGACACCCGAAUGCCUGGGGACGCCGCGAUGGGGAGUUCACCUUUCCCCGCUUAAUGGAGCGAUUAAACGGAGGGAGGCGAAGGCGAGCACAGCUCUGCGCCGAGAGAGGGGCCAGGAGGCGACCCCAUGCUGCGCCUUUGCGGGUUGCGGUGCCGGGAGCGGUGCUCCGAGCCCCCCGGGCUGAGCUCCUCCUCACUCGAGUUUUGGGGUUUUUUCGAUGCCAAAACGAUCGCUUUGAUGGUUUGGAGCGGUUGAGGCGUGGAGAGUGAUGCGCGCUGAUGCUGGUAGCGGGGAAAAGAUCGGGGGAGAAUUUGUUCUAAAAGACUUUUUGGGAGAGUUCCGGGUUAAAAAGAAAUUAAUAAUAAUAAUUGGAAUCCCAGCUACAAGUCAUCGCUUUUGGAAACCUUAGGAGAGAGGGAAUCCACCUCCAAGCGAAGAGGCUGUAGCUCAACCUCUCGCAAGCGGAUCGCGGCUGCAGAGCGAGCCCGGCCCCGGCAGCCAGACGGGACGGGAUCGGCGAGGGGGGCCCCGGAAAUGCGGCAGGACGAAAAACCACGGCGGGACGAGGCCGGGAAUCCCGCAGCUCCGAGCCGGUCCUGCCGCCGCUGCAGGGGAAGCGCACCUCGGGGCCGGGGGGAGUCGACAGCCAGAACUGGGCUCGGCCCCGAGCCCUUCCCGCAGCCCGGUGGGUGAGGCAGGGCAAGAGCCGCUCCCAGCAGGGAGCUGCAGAAGAGUUCUUUUCUCGUUCUGCUGACACGCAGCGCUGCCCGUAGAGCUGGCGGAGGGGCAGCGGCGGCCUCAUCGCGGCUCGGAACGUCCUCGGGACACCUCGGAGGGCCGCGCCGGCCGCCCCUGGACGGGUUUUGUCACUUUGUCCCUCCGGGGGCGGCGGGCAGCGGUCCCAGACCGUCCUCGCUCCGGCCGCACCGAGAAACGGAUGGCGAGGAUCGGAGCCCCGGGAGCGCUGCCCGCCCCCGGCCGGGCUCUCGCCCCCAUCCCGGCACACACAGGCGGCGGGUGGCGGGGGAGGGGCGGCUCUGUCAGACGCACACACGCCAGAGACUCCAAUUAUCUUCUCCCUCACAAGAUGUUUCUGCUGUCCACGACUGCUCACACUUCAGCGCUCUUGCCAGCAAGCCUCAAUGGUAACACAAAACCCGCACACAACCCCUUUUCCCGACGCCGCAGCCGCGCACACAACAGAUUGAGCGGUGCCGGUGCCUCGGGGGGAGGGUUAGAAGUGCCUCCGGGCGGGGAACGGCACGAGGAGCUGCCGGGUCUCCCUCUCGGCCCGGCCCGGCCCAAAGCGGACUCCCGAGCCUGGUGCGUCGCGUCGGGCACCGGGAAGCGCCCGAGCCAAAGGCAGCCGCGUUGCCCUUUUCCCUGCACUCCGCUCUCCAAACGUCUGAGCAACCAGUUUGCUGCUAGAAACAUGUUAAUUGCCAACGGAGCUCAUUAAGGCAUGCACAUGCAAAACACAGCGAGGGAGAUUAAAUGGACAAAAGCGCAAUAAUGAACUGUCAACAAUCGAACCCAUCUACAAGACCAGGAGCACUCAAGAAUGAGGCAUUUAGAGGCAACAAAGGAUUGUCUGGGACAGGAAGAAAGGACGACCUAGACUUUUGUUUAGUCAACACAAUUGAUUACAAAUGAGAGAUUAACAGGAUAGCUUCAGAGUUUUUUUGAAGGAGGCAGAAGAGAAAAGUCCAAUUAAGUGCACCGAAUGUUAACUACAUUGAUUUCCACGGCCAGCCCUAGAGAAAUUCUCAUUAAACCAUCCCUGGCGAUCCCUUUUGGAAAGUAAUUUGUCUCCCUGAUGGAGCAGAGAAAGGGAGCCGUGUAAAGAGAAAGAAGCGCUAGUUCUUGGCACAAUGAGCUUAGGAGACACACUGGAAAGAGCCAAAGGGGGAGUUAAUGAGCAUCUGACAAGCCGCUUGGACCCGGGCCUGGAGAGCAGCGAUGAAAAGAUGGAAUUGGCCAACAACUAUUCUUUAUAUCAAACAUAAAAAGGCCAAUCUGAAACAGGGCUGCUCAAAGCUGGUGGGGAAGAAAAGAAAGGCCCCCACUGGGGGGUGGAGUGGAGCGCUCAACUGCCCCAUCGGGACAGGAAAAAAAAAUCCGCUCUGGCACAUCCAUGUCCCAGCGAGAGGGGCUGCCCGACCUCGGCACAGCCAGGCUUCGGCACAGCCCGGGCAGACUCGCCACGGCCGAAGCGCUGCACUCGCAGCCUGGCCGGGCCGGGCACGGUGCGGGAUGCUGUCCCGGUCCUUCCCGAGGGUGCCGGUAUCCCCGAAGCACCCGGGGGCCCCGCGCCUCUUCUCCUCCCGUGUAGACACGGUUCGUUCGGAGGCUCUUAAAUCAGAUUAGAGCUCGUUAAUAACAAUUUUGGCUUAAGUCUGUAUUGACUUAGGUUUAGGAAUGGCUUAGCGCUUUCGCUUAAGUCAACACGACGGCUGAAUUGACACAUGCCUUGCCCAGCCUGCCGAUCCCUGCGGGCGCCCAGGUGCCGGCCGAGCUCUGCCCUCCUGCUUUAAGCCGCACGGAGCAGCAUUUCUACCAUUUUUAAGUAAGACGGCGGAGCUUCGAGAGAGCGACUCCCGCGUGUCAACCACGAGGGUCCCCAACGCCUCCCAGGGCACCGCUUUCCCCGACGGCGUGGUCAGAACCCGCUCCUUAACAUCUCUCUCUCUCUUCAGAUUUGCACCUCGAGGACUUCAGCUACCCCCCUUUUCUCCGGGGGGAGGGAUAGGUAGGCUCUGGAACUCCACAGGCACAGUGCCACGAACACCGCGGCAGUGGGGACAGGCUGGGAGUGACACGCUCACCCCCCACGCCCUCUCCCAAGGGCUCCCGACCCGCGUAGCAGAUCUCACACUGCGGCUGGUUUUACCUCGUGUCAUUCAUCUGCUCGAUCUAGUUAUUUGGGGUGAAGCCACCCCACAGGCAAAGUACCACCACAGACUCAUUUCAUAAAGAGAAAAGCCCCUCACUUACCCCCCCUUAGCUGCUGCUGCUAUUCGCUCUGAUUCUCCAGGUGACCAACCCUGCCUGGGUAUUACUCCCAUUUGCAUGCUUAUGGCUCACACGUGCUUAACUGAUUUAAUCACGGAAAGGUGAACCCAGCACGUGUCCUUAAGUAGGAAUAAAAAAAGAGAAACCAAACAGCUGCGAUUCCCUCUACUCUCUUCUGCACCUGUGGCUGGGGAAACACGUGUAGGUACUGAGAGAGCGUUCUGUAAGAUCUGCUUUGAACUGCUUUACAGUAUGUUUUGUUCUGGGGAAGCCUAAUUGUCCCCAGUAAGGAUGGGAGCAAAGAAAACGGGCCCGAAGUUCAGAAUCAAGCUGAUAAAUCCCAAACAGCGCAAAACUUUUCCUACAACUACGGCGAUUCUGCCGUCUUCUGUGCUUGCCCGACGCUGCGGCAGCGAGAAACGUUCGAAGUGAUGUGCGGGCAGGGACUCAGCACCUCGCCGUGCCCGCGCAGGGUCACACGGUCACCCGUGGGGCAGCAACGCAGCCCCUCCUCUGCCGGUCCUUCCCCGAGCCCCGUCUCCACAGAGCGGCCCCGGUACCCACACGGGAGGCACAGCCCGGCCCCUAAAUCCCACGGAGCGAAGCGCUAACAGCCGCUCGUAAGGACCGAGCCCCAGUAGCUGAAUGUGUCCCCAGUUGGGAACGUUUGCCGUGUAAAGCAAGCAGGCGUUUUGGAUCACACAGAGAGCACCUGAACCCUGCUGCAACCACGUAACCACGUCCCGUUAUCUGUCUUACUCCUUCUACCGUCUUCCUCAGUGCUGUCAGUUGCCAAGCUAUUGCACGUAAAUAGAAGCUUUCUGAUUUAUAACCAGCCUCUUCUUUCUGAUUCAUUACGUUAAUGAAUUGAGAUGUUACCAACAUUGGAUUAGCGCAUAAAUGAAUGAAUCCAGCAAAAGAAAGCUGAUUAUGGAGGGAAAAGCCAAUCGUGCCCAUAAACUAAAUAAAAAGGAACGCCCGAGCAAUGGGGUAAAGCAGCUGAAGUUGUUUCAGCUCACCCCAAACACUGCUCACAGCAGACGGGGGGCUGACAUCGUCUGUUCCCAUGCAAAGCUCUCCUUUGCAGAUUUGCGGACGUGGCUCCCACCGUCACGGCUCU